GUCACGUGAUGUUUGCAGCUGCUUCCGGGUCGCUGUGGGACGCGGCCGCCGGGCCUGGAAGUCCAAGAAGGGAGCAUGGACCAGCCCAGUGGAAGGAGUUUCAUGCAAGUUCUGUGUGAGAAAUACAGCCCUGAGAACUUCCCCUACCGCCGUGGGCCUGGCAUGGGGGUGCAUGUUCCAGCAACUCCACAGGGCUCACCUAUGAAAGACCGCCUGAACCUGCCCAGUGUGCUGGUGCUCAACAGCUGUGGCAUCACCUGUGCCGGGGACGAGAACGAGAUCGCCGCAUUCUGCGCCCACGUCUUUGAGCUCGACCUCUCUGACAACAAACUGGAAGACUGGCACGAGGUCAGUAAAAUUGUGUCCAACGUCCCCCACCUGGAGUUUCUAAACCUGAGUUCCAACCCUCUCAGUUUGUCCGUUUUAGAGAGAAGUUGCGCUGGGUCUUUCGCUGGCGUCCGCAAACUUGUGCUCAACAACAGCAAAGCUUCCUGGGAAACAGUGCACACCAUCCUGCAGGAAUUACCAGACUUGGAGGAGCUCUUCCUGUGCCUUAACGACUAUGAAACAGUGUCUUGUUCUCCAGUUUGCUGUCAGUCUCUCAAGCUACUCCACAUAACUGACAAUAAUCUUCAAGACUGGACUGAAAUUCGAAAGUUGGGAAUUAUGUUUCCAUCACUGGACACACUUAUCCUGGCUAACAACAACCUCACCACCAUUGAAGAGUCAGAAGAUUCCCUGGCAAGGCUCUUCCCCAACCUAAGAUCCAUCAAUUUGCACAAGUCAGGUCUGCAUUGCUGGGAAGACAUUGACAAGUUAAAUUCUUUCCCCAAGCUUGAGGAAGUGAAAUUGCUGGGAAUUCCUCUGCUGCAGUCUUAUACCACCGAGGAACGCAGGAAGCUGCUAAUAGCCAGGUUGCCAUCCAUCACCAAGCUCAAUGGCAGCAUCGUGGCCGACGGGGAGCGGGAGGACUCGGAGCGGUUCUUCAUCCGCUAUUACAUGGAGUUCCCCGAGGAGGAGGUCCCUUUCAGGUAUCAUGAGCUGGUCACCAAGUACGGGAAGCUGGAGCCCUUGGCAGUGGUGGAUCUGCGGCCUCAGAGCAGCGCCAAGGUGGAGGUUCACUUCCAGGACAAGGUGGAGGAGAUGUCCAUCCGCCUCGACCAGACUGUGGCAGAGCUGAAGAAGCACUUAAAAACUGUGGUGCAGCUGUCAACAAGCAACAUGCUGCUCUUCUACUUGGACCAGGAAGCUCCUUUUGGUCCCGAGGAGAUGAAAUACAGCUCGCGGGCGCUGCAUUCCUACGGCAUCCGGGAUGGGGAUAAAAUUUACGUGGAGCCCAGAAUGAAAUAGCCUUUCUGCCCACACCCACACGCCCCCACACACCCACACACAUGCAUUGAGGAGUUUUUUGCAAGGUUUUUGUUUCGGUUGGUUGGUUGAGGUUUGGUUGUGUUUCUGUAGCAGGUAAUUUCUUAGCCCGGAGGAAGUGCCCUGAUCUGAGAACCAUGCCCACCAUCCACUGCAGGUGACCUUGAGGUGACAAUUGACUUUAGGAUGUGUGUUUCAGUGUGGGCAAUACCUUGAUGUUUCCUUUGAUGCUCCGGUAUACUCGUGAUUUGGCGUGAAUGGUCACUUGUUCAAGCUAAACAAUGCCAGGGUCCAUAAGGGAGGAGACAGCUCGGUGCAGAAUUUGACCUGUUUCUUUCUUUUCCGAAAUUUUUUGGUGUUUUGCUCCACCAGAGCUCCCUUUGGCCUAGCUAUCCAACUGUGGCUCGAGCUUGCUGUAGUAUUUUCUUGCAGCUUGGUGCUGUCUCAACCUUUUGUUGUGCUCGAGUUCACAGGAAAGAUCUCCAUCAGUAUUUUGCUUGAUUCAGAGCUCAGGUACUUUAGUGCAUCCACUUCACUCCACUGGUUUGCUUUCUGUGAGUGCACAAAAUGGGGGAAAGAAAAAGAACUUCCCAGAAAGAAACUUUUCUUUUCAAAGUGCACGCUCUAUAUCCACCUGAUUUUUUGGGGAAAAAAAAGAGGUUUGGGCUGCUGUACCCAUCUCACGUGGUGCCUGCAGCCUGUGGGGAUAAAGGGUGUGUUGGAAAGCGAAUUUUGGGAGGUGGUGGAUGAGCGCUGCGUUGGAAGGGCUUAUAGAGCAACAGGCCAACAAGGGGUUAAAGAGCAGCUUCCCCCGUUGGCCAUUGCCCAUCCUGAUGCUGAAGAGAUCCUCCUUGCACUUCACCUUGUGCCAGUGGGCGCUGCAAGUGGAAUGGCUAAAAUUCCUCUCCUGGGAGAGAGGAAGAGUCAAGUUGAAGUUUGUGUUUGUUGCUGUUGCACCAGUUCAAACCUAGCACUUUCCCCGGGGCCCCUGGCCGGGGUCCCUGCCUAGGGUCCGAACUCGGAGGAUGUGUUGGCUCGGGUCAGCCUCUGGAAGUGGAGGAACAGAGCAGCUGGACUCACGCUGGGUGUUCAGCAGGUUUCACU
Pseudopodoces humilis (Tibetan ground-tit) is the source of this 2472-nucleotide messenger RNA. RefSeq names its product tubulin folding cofactor E like (gene TBCEL). NCBI's taxonomy places the organism in Eukaryota, Metazoa, Chordata, Aves, Passeriformes, Paridae. The record is from RefSeq and is a predicted model, not a curated record. Gene Ontology annotation, molecular function: protein binding.